CUUUUCUUCCAUUCCCGUUCACCUAUCAUAAGAAAAGCAACGGCGAAACGACGCCGUUUUGCGGCAAAUACUGUCCCAAAACCCUAGUUGAUGCUCGCAGUCGCAGAUUUUCUUGCCUAUUCCGAAAUUCGAGCUUUGCGGUUCGCACCAUGUCCUCCGAAGACAUGGGUCUCGUUCCUGACCAGAGGAUCGAAAACGGUCUCAACUCGCCUCUAGUCUUCCAAGACGACCCCUUGCGCUUCAACUGUGGCCCCGCACAGCGCCGGGUCGGGGACCCGGGUCCGAAACCCAGGGACCUCGGUGGUUUCGUCGACGACAAGAUGUUCGCCAUGGAGCGCGACCGGUUUUUUGCCGCCCAGGGCACCGAUUUCCGCCGCAACAUUUUCGGCGAUUGUUCGGGUCGCCGAGACCCGCCUAAUGCCCGCAAUUGGGGCGGGAACGGCGGCGCCGCAACUCCAAGCGGCGAUGAAUCGGACGAUGACGAAGACGAUGACGAAGAUGAUGAUGACGAGGAUGACGAAGACGGCGAAGUAGAAGGACUCGUUGGUGUUGGUGAUGGGAGCAAGCGCAAUCUCAAUGCAAUCAAUGACGUUAAUAAUAACAACGGUAACGGUGGUGGUAAUUUGCCUGGUGUUUCAAAUGGGAAAGCCCAGCAUCAUUCCCCUUAUGUUUCUGGUAGAGAGUUAUUGGGGAAGGAUGGUGACAUUGGACAGCUAGUGCAUAAUAAUGCGAGUGGUACUGAUGAAGAUCAUCAUCGAGAAAGAUUAGGUAAAUCCCAGAAUUCUGUUACCGUUGCUGAAACUGACUGUGAGGACUACUAUUCGCACUAUCUUCAAGGCACGGAAGGGUCAGCUUCUGGGCAGAAAGUUAUGGUGGAUGACAAUGGUUGUGGGUUUAGUGGAAGAAAAGAUGUUAUGUAUUCAUCCGAGUCAGGGGAAUCAUUGAGGGCUAUUCUUUCAGAUCCUGUUACGGGAGCUCUUAUGGAUGAUGCAAUGAUAUUACCUUGUGGACAUUCAUUUGGUGGAGGUGGAAUACAGCAUGUUAUUAGAAUGAAAGCUUGCUUCACUUGUUCUCAACCCACAUCUGAGGAAUCAAUAUCUCCAAACCUAUCACUUCGAGCUGCUGUGCAGGCAUACCGUCGGGAAGAGGAGUCACAAUUUUACCGGUCAUCCAAAAGAAGAAGAGAAAGAUUUGAUCAGGGUGGUUUUGGAGAUUCAGCUGCUAUGGAACCACCAAGGAGUAGAGGUGUUCAAUUUCCAUUUGCUGUGAUGGACCGGGUUAUCAUAAAGGGAAACAAAAGGACACCCCAACGCUUUGUUGGGCGCGAAGCUAUUGUAACAACACAAUGCCUGAAUGGAUGGUAUGUGGUGAAGACAUUGGACAAUGCGGAGAGUGUAAAAUUGCAGUAUCGCUCUCUUGCUAAGGUUUUGGAUGAUCCUUCAAAACCCGCCUCCAACAAGAUGGGACCUAAUUGGCUUUAGAUCUGCAAUACACCAUCAUCAAAUGUGGUUGAUAAUGCUUCUACACCAAGAUGCCACUACAUUUUGAGCGUUUAAUCGCUAGCAUACCAAGCAAAAUUUCUUCUUUGUAAUUCCAUUGUUGUAUUCCUUGCAAGACAACUGUGUUAGCAGAGUUUGUAAAUAUAGAAGCCUUGGUCAUGCUUUGUGUUGAGAUUUUUUUUAUCUAUAUAAUCAUUUUGUUUCAGAAACAUGAACAGAUUUAUUUUAUGUGGAAAUGAUU
This is a messenger RNA of Gastrolobium bilobum, 1740 nucleotides long. RefSeq names its product U-box domain-containing protein 62. The record is from RefSeq and is a predicted model, not a curated record. The transcript has 8 exons. NCBI's taxonomy places the organism in Eukaryota, Viridiplantae, Streptophyta, Magnoliopsida, Fabales, Fabaceae. The coding region runs from base 150 to 1481 and encodes 443 amino acids. Gene Ontology annotation, molecular function: ubiquitin-protein transferase activity. Gene Ontology annotation, biological process: protein ubiquitination.